Asparagus officinalis (garden asparagus) is the source of this 1763-nucleotide messenger RNA. Its product is annotated as serine/threonine-protein phosphatase PP2A catalytic subunit-like. NCBI's taxonomy places the organism in Eukaryota, Viridiplantae, Streptophyta, Magnoliopsida, Asparagales, Asparagaceae. Gene Ontology annotation, molecular function: protein serine/threonine phosphatase activity. Gene Ontology annotation, biological process: mitotic cell cycle; peptidyl-serine dephosphorylation. Gene Ontology annotation, cellular component: cytosol. The coding region runs from base 315 to 1238 and encodes 307 amino acids. The transcript has 11 exons. The record is from RefSeq and is a predicted model, not a curated record.
UCGCAAACACACCAUAAGUAAACUCCCAAACACACCAUAAAGGAGAACAAAGAGCGGGCAGCACUUUUUCGUCCCGUUCCCGGAUUUCACCAUUUUCUCUCUCCUCUCGUUUCUUCCAGUCGCUCAUCACCAUUUCCAAAUCCAUCGAAGAGACGGAAACUAGAGAGGGAGAGGAAAGAAACGGAUCCUCGGCCGGAGCUAGGGUUAGCGUUUUUCUCGCUCGAAAUCGCCUCGCCUUCAUUUGCUGAAUCUGCUGACUCGAUUCGAGCUGGAGGAGAGGAUGAGCGUGAAUCCGGUGCCGUCCUCGGAUUCUCAUGGGAACCUCGACGAGGAGAUCGAGCAGCUUAUGCAGUGCAAGCCUCUGUCAGAGCAGGAGACUCUCUUUUCAGGUUAGAGUGUUAUGUGAGAAGGCGAAGGAGAUACUAAUGGAAGAAAGCAAUGUCCAGCCUGUUAAAAGCCCUGUGACCAUUUGUGGUGACAUUCAUGGGCAGUUUCAUGAUCUUGCAGAGCUAUUUCGAAUUGGUGGAAAGUGUCCAGAUACUAAUUACUUAUUUAUGGGUGACUAUGUGGACCGUGGGUACUAUUCAGUUGAGACAGUAACGCUCCUUGUGGCCCUAAAGGUGCGGUAUCCUCAGCGAAUUACCAUUCUCAGAGGGAACCAUGAAAGUCGCCAGAUUACACAAGUUUAUGGAUUUUAUGAUGAAUGCUUGCGAAAAUAUGGAAAUGCUAAUGUUUGGAAGAUAUUUACAGAUCUCUUUGACUAUUUCCCGUUGACAGCUCUGGUCGAAUCGGAAAUUUUUUGCCUGCAUGGUGGGUUAUCACCUUCUAUCGAGAACCUUGAUAGUAUACGCAACUUCGAUCGUGUUCAAGAAGUACCUCAUGAGGGUCCUAUGUGUGAUCUCUUAUGGUCUGACCCUGAUGAUAGAUGUGGUUGGGGGAUUUCUCCCCGUGGUGCAGGAUAUACUUUUGGCCAGGAUAUAUCUGAGCAAUUCAACCAUAACAACAACCUUAAGCUGAUAGCCAGAGCUCAUCAACUAGUUAUGGAAGGAUAUAACUGGGGCCAUGAACAAAAGGUGGUAACCAUAUUUAGUGCACCUAAUUAUUGCUAUAGAUGCGGAAACAUGGCUUCUAUCUUGGAAGUUGAUGACUGCAAAGGCCACACUUUUAUCCAGUUUGAGCCUGCUCCUAGGAGAGGUGAACCUGAUGUAACUCGUAGAACACCUGAUUAUUUCCUCUAACACAAUUAUUUGUGAAGGCAUAUUACGGCGUUCCUUUAAGCAAGCGUAUAUUUUCUAUAUGAGAUCGUAAUUGCAGAUUUUUCUUGAGAUCCUGAUGAUUAACUUGGCAUUUUUAUGAAAGCAGUGAAGCCUUUGGUAGUGGUAAGAUAACAUGUAGAAUAUCGAAGGCUCCCCAGAAGUCUGUCUCUAAGUUACAAACCCUUAAUUUGAUUCUUUUGUGCUGGGAGGCAACAGAGCUGGCAGGGCAUCAACAAUAGCAGCAGCACAUAUCACUUGUUAGAAAACUCUGCGGUCUUCUUAAGCCUUAUUAUCUUCUUUCUAUUUUGUCAAUGACUUUUGGUUUGUAUUGUAUAAGUAUAUUUUUCCCUUAGUAGAAGAAAAAUACUCCUUAUUGUGGUUUCCUCAAGUUAGGUUCACCUCAACUGAACUUGCAGCUUGCUCAUAAACUGCUUCGAAACCCGUUUUAGUUGUAUAUUUGGGCAGAAGCUCCUUAUAUUAUAAAUAAAUCUGAUCCUGUUAGAUGUA